Molecule: messenger RNA, 2873 nt
Organism: Megalops cyprinoides (Indo-Pacific tarpon)
Lineage: Eukaryota; Metazoa; Chordata; Actinopteri; Elopiformes; Megalopidae
Product: zinc finger protein 385A-like
Exons: 8
Coding region: 632-1945 (437 amino acids)
Cellular component (GO): nucleus
Molecular function (GO): zinc ion binding; nucleic acid binding
Source: RefSeq, a predicted model, not a curated record
UAUUGCGCUCGUACUGUCUGCUUCAUGACUUUAACUCUGCAGGAUAACAUGCAGCUCUGAGCUUCCCAAUUGGCUGAGGCUGCCACCAAUCAGAGCACCGGCAUGUAAGGUGCCUUUAGGUUACACCCAACCCCAAAAAACAAGAGAGCAAGAGAGAGAGAGAGAGAGAGAGAGAGAGAGCAAGCAAAAGAAAAAGGCAGGCACUGGCUUGAUAAUGUUUCUCAGGCAUUUUACCACACUGAGACUCUGAAAUGCUCCCACUAAAAAUGUGCUGUCUGUAAUGCUAUUGUGGGGUAUUGUGGAACAUUUUGCUCCCUCUGGUACGGAUUUGGUCAGUUUGGUACUCGGUCACUGCUGGCAUUCAUACCCCUACCUCCUCCAACUGCCAGUCCAUAUCCUACCGGUGAAGCUGCUGCGCUGACCGGCCACCCUCUCCAAGACCUCUCACCGGGGGAGGGCAGGACGCGGGGGGCUCCAGGGACAGCGGUGGGACCCUCUUCACAUUUCCGUUUUACCGUUUGAUGUUACGAAAAACAGUGGCAUCGAAGGAGAAAGCGGGGGAGAAACGGAGAAAUAGGAAGAGAGGGACUCAGAGGACUCCGAGUGGGGAGGAAGAGCACGAGGUCACAGGAUGAUUUUGGGCAGCAUCAACCGGACGGGGGCGGUCCCGGCGUUUUUGCGCACCCCAACCGUGAUCCAGCCCCACCUCGACAUGAAGCCCUUCCUGCAGUUCCCCAUGGAAACCCCGCCCCCUCCUAGUGUCGGCCUUUUCCACAACUUCAACACGAUGGACCCGGUUCAGAAGGCUGUGAUCAACCACACCUUCGGCAUCCCGCUGGUGAAAACGAAACGGCCUGUCAUCUCCUGCAAUGUUUGCCAAAUCCGCUUCAACUCAGAGAGUCAGGCCGAGGCUCACUACAAGGGUAAUCGGCACGCCAGGAGGGUAAAGGGCAUCGAGACCUCCAAGAGCCGCCCCCAAGACAACGACAAGCCCCCUCCUCCGCCAACCUCCUCCCCCACGCCCCCAGGACCCCUGCCGGCCGUCUCCGAAACUGACCCGGGCAAACAAGAUGACACCCAGCCCCUCCCACAGUUAAAUGGCCCACCUUUGGCCACUGGGACCCUCCCUCUCUCUGCUUCGUCAACACCUGACGUCCCCAUGCUCUCUGCCUCUCCCAUUCUACCCCCACCCACCGCUCCCCUGGUGCCCGCCUCCUCCUCCUCCUCCUCUUCCUCAUCGUCCUCCCCCGGCCGCAGCACCCCCCGCCCUGACCAGCCACCCCAGGGGCCCCUGGCAGCCCCGCCCCCAGCCCCCAGCCCAUCUGAGUCUGAGGAGGACAAGGCCAAGAAGCUGCUCUACUGCUCCCUGUGCAAAGUGGCCGUCAACUCUCUCUCCCAGCUGGAGGCCCACAACAAAGGUACCAAACAUAAAACAAUCCUGGAGGCACGAAGUGGCCUGGGACCCAUAAAGGCGUACCCCCGCUUGGGCCCCAAACCCAGCGCUGAGCAGGGAGGGGGGUCCGUUGACCCCAACACUCAGGAACGCACCUUCCACUGUGAGAUCUGCAACGUACGAGUCAACUCCGAACUGCAGCUCAAACAGCACAUAUCGAGUCGGAGGCACCGCGACGGGGUGGCCGGGAAGCCCAACCCUCUCCUCAGCCGACACAAGAAGCACCGGGUGUCGGACCUAACGUCCUCUCUGUCCUUCUCAAAGGACCUUCCGAAAGCAUUGGGGGCAGGGCUCCUGCCCAGCCCCCUUGCUGUCGCUGCGGCGAUGGCCGCCGCGGCCUCCUCCAACUCACUGGCCCUCCGUGCAGCAGGGCCUGCCCCUCACCCACACCAUCAUCUGCUGCAGGGCCCGCCCCUCAGCCACGCCCUCCUGAGACCCGCCCCGGGGCCCAUUCGCACCUCCCACGGGCCAAUCCUCUUCUCUCCUUACUGACAGACCGUCCAGCUUCGGCCAAUCAGGAGCAGCACUUCCGAAAGCACACUGUGAAGAAACAGCUAUGGAAAAAAAACACUAGAAUAAUCAAUCAGUAAAAUCAUUCAGUGGAGAUAAGUAAGAUGAAUGGAAUCAAAGGUGGAGAACUGUCCCUCUCUCUCACCCUGUUCCUCAACUUCCCUGCACUCCCUGAGACUUUCUGAGUGCUUAACUGUCAGUAGGGGUGUAGGGAGGCAAGAGAAGGUGCAAUACUAAGUUCGACGGGACUCCCUGUAAAUCUCCCCUCCAUCCUCCUCCAUCCCCCUGACAUCAACACUGUAAGGAGUAGUGUAAAAUCAGUCUUAUAUUUGAUACAAGUGUGUACCUUUAGAGACCCAGUAGACACACAGCACAGACGUCAGACUGUUCUAUAUCAAACCACAAUACAGUACAUGUAGGAAUACCCAUCGUUCUGGUUCAGUGUGUGCUCACCCUAUGCAGUUCAACACCAAAUCAAACCUGUUGUUAUGAUAGUAAGGUAGCUGCUUUCAGUGAUGUGAUAAACUUGUAUCCUGCGUAGCUGUACCCUCUGAGACACAGUAGAAUCUGUAGUGCAUCACUCUUCUUCCUGCACCCGAGGACAGGCUACCAACCUCUCCGUGCAAAAACAUUCUAGGUAUGUGAUAAAUAUUAUUGUCUGUGAUUAGUCAUUAGCAAUAUAACUGUGCAGUAACACCCCACUCUAAAACUGAGAAGGGGAAUGGGGGGGAAGAGAAGUCCUACUUUAAAGGGUGAGGGGGAGGGGAAUGGUAGAUCGAAUAUAGAGACGCUCACUGUGUAUCAAAGGAAGAAUCAGGAAGAGGGUAGAUGAGGAAAAAGGGAAACGUGAUUAUAAAGUGAAAUUGUUUUAAAAAUGGAUAAGCGCAGAGAUGAUGCUGGAACCCAGAUU